This is a messenger RNA of Nycticebus coucang (slow loris), 7588 nucleotides long. RefSeq names its product ubiquitin specific peptidase 13 (gene USP13). Lineage: Eukaryota; Metazoa; Chordata; Mammalia; Primates; Lorisidae. Gene Ontology annotation, biological process: protein deubiquitination. Gene Ontology annotation, molecular function: cysteine-type deubiquitinase activity; zinc ion binding; protein binding. Bases 225 to 2816 code for a protein of 863 amino acids. The record is from RefSeq and is a predicted model, not a curated record. The transcript has 21 exons.
GGCCGGCGACUUGCCAUUGGACUAAAAAUAGCAGCGUCGCCCGCCCGCCCCAGGCCCCGGGUGCCCGCUCCCGCCCCGCGGCCCGCUCUCUGCGCCCGCCCCGGCCCGGCCGGCUCCGUCGCCCGCGCAGCCGCCCGCUGGCUGGCGCCGCCGCCGUGGACAGACUCCGCGCGCCGGCUCCGUCUCCGGCUCCGGCUUGGCUCGGCUCGGUGCACGCCGCGGCCAUGCAGCGCCGGGGCGCCCUGUUCGGCGUGCCGGGCGGCAGCGGCGGUAGGAAGAUGGCUGCAGGAGACAUCGGCGAGCUGCUCGUGCCCCACAUGCCCACGAUCCGCGUGCCCAGGUCUGGGGACAGGGUCUACAAGAACGAGUGCGCCUUCUCCUACGACUCCCCAAAUUCUGAAGGUGGACUCUAUGUAUGCAUGAAUACAUUUUUGGCAUUUGGAAGGGAGCAUGUUGAAAGACAUUUUCGAAAAACUGGUCAGAGCGUAUACAUGCACCUGAAAAGACACGUGCGAGAGAAAGUAAGAGGGGCAUCUGGUGGAGCUUUACCAAAAAGGAGGAAUUCCAAGAUUUUUUUAGAUCUAGAUACCGACGACGAUUUAAACAACGAUGAUUAUGAAUACGAAGACGAAGCCAAGCUUGUCAUAUUCCCAGAUCACUAUGAAAUAACACUGCCAAACAUCGAGGAGCUGCCGGCCCUGGUAACAAUUGCUUGUGAUGCAGUUCUCAGCUCAAAGUCUCCUUACAGAAAGCAGGACCCAGACACGUGGGAAAGUGAACUGCCAGUGUCUAAAUACGCCAAUAAUCUUACGCAGCUGGACAGUGGGGUCCGGAUUCCUCCAAGUGGUUGGAAGUGUGCCAGAUGUGACCUGCGGGAAAACCUCUGGUUGAAUCUGACUGAUGGCUCUGUGCUGUGUGGAAAGUGGUUCUUCGACAGCUCUGGGGGCAAUGGGCACGCGCUGGAGCAUUACAGAGACACGGGCUACCCUCUGGCUGUGAAACUGGGAACCAUCACUCCUGAUGGGGCAGAUGUUUAUUCUUUUCAAGAAGAGGAACCUGUUCUGGAUCCUCAUUUGGCCAAGCACUUGGCGCAUUUUGGAAUUGAUAUGCUUCACAUGCACGGGACAGAGAAUGGGCUCUGGGACAAUGACCUCAAGCCAAGGGUCAGCGAGUGGGAAGUGAUCCAGGAGUCGGGGACGAAGCUGAAGCCCAUGUACGGGCCUGGGUACACGGGUUUGAAGAACCUGGGCAACAGCUGCUACCUGAGCGCUGUCAUGCAGGCCAUCUUCAGCAUCCCGGAGUUCCAGAGAGCGUAUGUGGGAAACCUUCCAAGAAUAUUUGACUACUCACCCUUAGAUCCAACACAAGAUUUCAACACACAGAUGACUAAAUUAGGACAUGGCCUUCUCUCAGGCCAGUAUUCAAAGCCUCCAGUGAAAUCUGAGCUCAUUGAACAGGUGAUGAAGGAGGAGCACAAGCCUCAGCAAAAUGGGAUCUCUCCACGCAUGUUUAAGGCCUUCGUAAGCAAGAGCCACCCGGAGUUCUCCUCCAAUAGACAACAAGAUGCGCAGGAAUUUUUCCUGCACCUGGUGAAUCUAGUGGAGAGGAACCGCAUCGGCUCAGAAAACCCAAGUGAUGUUUUUCGCUUUUUGGUGGAAGAACGUAUUCAAUGCUGUCAGACCAGAAAAGUCCGCUAUACCGAGAGGGUAGAUUACCUGAUGCAGUUGCCUGUGGCCAUGGAGGCAGCGACCAACAAGGAUGAACUGAUCGCCUACGAAUUGACGAGAAGGGAGGCAGAAGCAAACAGAAGACCCCCUCCUGAGUUGGUUCGAGCCAAGAUACCAUUUAGUGCCUGCCUUCAGGCCUUUUCUGAACCAGAAAAUGUUGAUGAUUUCUGGAGCAGCGCCCUACAGGCAAAGUCUGCAGGCGUGAAAACAUCUCGCUUUGCCUCAUUCCCUGAGUACUUGGUAGUGCAGAUAAAGAAGUUCACUUUUGGUCUUGACUGGGUUCCCAAAAAAUUUGAUGUUUCUAUUGACAUGCCAGACCUACUUGAUAUCAACCAUCUCCGAGCCAGGGGGUUACAGCCAGGAGAGGAGGAACUUCCAGACAUCAGCCCCCCCAUAGUCAUUCCUGAUGACUCAAAAGAUCGCCUGAUGAACCAAUUGAUAGACCCAUCAGACAUCGAUGAGUCCGCAGUGAUGCAGCUGGCUGAGAUGGGCUUCCCUCUGGAAGCAUGUCGGAAGGCUGUGUACUUCACAGGAAACAUGGGCGCCGAGGUGGCCUUCAACUGGAUCAUUGUGCACAUGGAAGAGCCAGAUUUUGCUGAACCAUUGACCAUGCCUGGUUAUGGAGGAGUGGCUUCUGCUGGAGCUUCAUUUUUUGGUGCUACUGGAUUGGAUAACCAGCCUCCAGAGGAAAUUGUAGCUAUCAUCACCUCCAUGGGGUUCCAGAGAAAUCAGGCCAUUCAGGCACUACGAGCAACUAAUCAUAACCUGGAAAGAGCACUGGAUUGGAUCUUUAGCCACCCGGAGUUUGAAGAGGACAGCGACUUUGUGAUCGAGAUGGAAAAUAAUGCCAAUGCAAACAUUAUUUCUGAGGCCAAGCCUGAAGGACCUAGAGUCAGAGAUGGAUCUGGGAUGUAUGAAUUAUUUGCAUUCAUCAGUCACAUGGGAACAUCUACGAUGAGUGGCCAUUAUGUUUGCCAUAUCAAGAAGGAAGGGAGAUGGGUGAUCUACAAUGACCACAAAGUUUGUGCCUCUGAAAGGCCCCCUAAAGACCUGGGCUACAUGUACUUUUACCGCAGAAUACCAAGCUAAACUUCCCACAUCCAAAUCGGCAAAAGGAAGCCAUACACCGUUUUAAUUUGCCAAAACAACAACAACAACAACAACAACAAAAACAAAAACGUUGAGACAUCCAGACGUUUAUAGUUUAUUUAAAAAGCACGAUCAUUUGACACCUCCUGAAAUAGAACUGGGGAAAAAUUUCUAUUAGGGAUGAUAUACUAUUAUAGGUAGUUUUUAUAAAUGUUCAAGGAGAGGAUGAUAUUUAAAAAAAGUAUUCAUAUUGCUGGUGGAGAAUCUGCCAUCAGCACAUCAAAAAUGGGAAUAUGCCCCCAAUCCUCUGUUUUGCUUUGGGGAUCAAGGGUUGUGGCCCCAGAGGAACUGAUUAAUGUGGCCAGGGGUCUGGCCUUAUCCACAAUAAGAGAAAAGCUCACUUUUGUUUCAUAUAGAAAAUUAGCCACUGGGUGGAGCUUUAUUUGUGACAUAAUUUUUUUCAAGACACAAUAAUUUCUGACCUAUUCAUCCAUGUGUAAUAUAGCAUCUGCAAUGAAAGAUAUUUUUUAAUUAAAUCAUAUCAAAAUUCAUAAUAUGAUUAUGUGAAUGUGUGUAAGAGUGAGUGUGUGAGACCUUCUAUUAGAAAAAUGAGUCCACUAGAAAUUUUGCUGAAUUGGUUUUUAAAGGCUAAACAGUUAUAUUAAGCAUGUCUGAAAAAAGCAAGUAAAUAUGUAAUGAAAUUAUAACUCAGGAACAUUUGAAAAGAUUAGUUCCCCGCUUAGAUUUGAAGGUGUAAGAAGGGCUAAGUUAGCCCUUUAAGUGCUGUCAGGAAUUCACUUGGGUUUGUGACAUUGGUGGCAUAAUGCCAGAUGCCCACAGCAGCAUAAUACUGUACUUUGCCAAAGGUAGGUGAAUUUCCGUUUUCUCCGCAGCCCUUUCCCCCAAAAGGUAUAGUGUUUAUUUUUAGUUAAGAUAGCUAACUGAAAUUGUGUUAAGUGCCCUACAUCUGUCUGCAGUGUUCAGUCUUCACAGUCUCUGUCUGCCUCCGUAUUCACACUUUCUGGGGCCAGAGCCUCAUCUCUGUUCCCUGUGGUUUGUUACCCCCUAAUUUGCCUUCACUGCUUACAUGGUGUGACCAACAGCGUGAUCUUGUACAUUUUAAGGAUUUUAGAUACAAAGAAGUGUUUAUAUGACAUUCUGCAAGACUACCUUCCUGUUUUGGUCAUUUUCAGUGGUAUUUGCAAUCUGGGGUUAGGGUUUCAAAUGUGUUGAAAAGUGGAAUGAUAGUGUUCUGUAAUGUUCCUUUUACUCUACACCAAAUCCCAGAGUUUCUGCAGUUCCUAUUUCGGAUUAAUCAGAUGAAGGAAAAAGAAUUUAUUACUUCCCCCUUAACACGUAUUUGCUUGGCUGAAAGGAUCUUUCUAGAAACUGUAGGAAAACAGCAGAACUUACUGGGUGAAAUAAAAGCACAUUGGAUUGGGAUGUGGUGAGCUAUGGGCAAUCAGGAAUGUGGUUACCACAGGGGCACCUUGUUCACAGAUCAUCUAACGCUGUGCAAGUGAGGGUCGCAGUGUCGGAGGCCCAUGGCCUUGGGGACCCAGGUGCUGCCCCACCUGUCUGUGGACUUUGGACAAGUCCUUUACCCUUCCUGUGCCUCAUGGUCCUCAUCUGCACCGUGGUGCCAUGACACCUGCCCUCUCUUUCCAAUAUGGUGGGAUGGACCACGAUGGGCCUUUACAGAGUGGAAGGCGGUGUGUGGUGGCAGCUCCUGGUGGAGUAUGCUUCCUGCCUUGUCUCGUCUGAUGUUUUUCUCAGUUUGGGAACUAAUGUAAUUCGCAGAAGGUGGGAGCUCAAAUUACAGUCAUUCUCUACUGAAGUGUGCCCGUCUGAUGUUGAUUUGAGCAUCCUAAAGCAGUUGUGCUCUGUUCCUCGAGUCUCUGGCUCCCAUGAACAUCCCCAUGCUAAACUGCCUUACAAAAUCCAGUCCCCUUAGGGCUGAUUUGAAUCUUAGAAUAAUGAUUGCAGACAUGCAUCAAAAAUGGCUUGUUUCCAUUGAUAUUACAAAGCAAAGGCCCUUUUUUUGGAAUGGGGGACAGGAGGGUUUGGAUUGAAAUGUGGACACAGAUAGCAUGUGUAUUUUGAACAAAAUAAAAAUUUUAUAAUAAAACUUUGCAAAAUGAAUGGUGUAAAAUCAACAUUUGAGAUUAUAGUCCAUAAAUUAUUUAAUUUAAUUAAACAGAACAAGAAAUUUAGCCCUCUUGAUGCCUAAACACAUUGUAGGAAAGCAUACUAUGGCUGUCUCACAACACAAAGGGCUAUUCGUACAAGGCAAAGUUUUGUAUAUGUGCUAUUCUUUACUUUAGGUUGAGAGUUAAGAAAAACUGGAGCAAAUAUUGGUUUUCUUUCUUGCUUAAAAAUGUAUUUAUAUGUGUAUCUUAAUUUAUACAAGGCAGGUUUCCCUAUGAAAAUCUGGAAUGUAUCACUUAAUUUUACCUGGGUGUAGAUGACAUUAUUUGUGACUGAGAACUGGAAUAUGUGGAUUGUAUCAACCGAUUAUCAGCCAGUUAGGAGUCCUCUGUGUGAGGUAUGUUGGUAUAAUUGUGAAAUUCUCACUGUACGAGUUUGUGGGUGUCUUUGUGAAAGACAGCACUUUCUUUCUGUAAAUAGCUUUUGAUAUACGUUUGUGUAGAAUCCCAAUGAAUGUGUCUUUGGAAGAAAAUGUAAUGUAUCAAAAUUUUUACUUUGUGGUUCUAAAUGCCCAUUCAACUAAUCAGAAAUCCAGUUUGGUUCACAUUGGGAUUUUCUCUUAAAGGAAAAAUAGUGUAUGCAGAAAAAACUCUCGAAAGAAUCAUGUUUUAGCAACAUUUUACAUGAACCUUGCUUCAAUAUUUUGGAAACAAUGAAGCUGCUUUCUUCCACCUACAAGAGAAUGUGCCUCCCAUUUCCCAGUUGCUCACUUUGAGCUGAAAUCCUGUGGGUAAAGCUUGAGCCUUUUGCUCCUGCGUUGCUUGUCCGUUACCUGAACCAGAGCCUGACCUGCAGUUCAUGGUGAGAAGGCCUGGCCGGCAUCCAGGCUGCACCUAUCAGUGUGGUGAGGCCAAGUCGCUGUGCCUCUCUGGGUGUUUUUCUUUGUAAUGAGAGUGUUAGAUUAGAUGAGCUCAGAAGUCCUUUCUGCCUCUAAAAGUCUCCUCUAUUUUUAUAGAAGGGAUCACCUAGAGGUUCAGAUCUUAUAUUUGUGAAUUGUCGUAGCUUCUAUGCUGCAGUUGAGGACCUAUGUCAUUUUUAGUGUCCCUGUCCCAUUUCUAUUUCUGCUUUGCUUAUCUUUACUUUCUUUGGUCACCAUCCCAUUUUUUUUCUACUCUUGAAACUCAUGACUUUCCAAUCCAUGAAGUACUUUGCCUCCAUCCCCUUCAAAAUUAAAAAAAAAAAAAAUCCAUUUAAAACAUCUCCUUAGAAAAGGCUCAAAACUGCAUUCAGCUAAAUCCGUCACAUUUAUAGAAUAUUUUAAAAUUCUAAGGGAGGGCAGGGAAAAAGUUCUAAUUCAGUUCUAGCUGUGAUCUCCAGCUAAGUCUGACAAAGUUGUCUGUCACAGGUGGGAUGUCCGUUUCAUCUUGUAGCCAUCACUGUUGCUAAAUCCCAUCAGGACUAGGGGAUGAGGUUAGAUAAAAUGUGACUCUGUCCCUUUCUUUAAAAGAUUCUAUCCUAUCCUAUCCUUUGCUUUAAAAUCCUAGGUUGUAGAACAUAGUCCUAUUGUCUUAAAUUGGUGUACAAGAUCACAUCCAUGGUGUCACAGAGAUUUCCCACUCAGCAAAUCCCCCCGGAAGAGUUUGUGUCUGCUUCUCGAGGCCUGUGCCAUUCACUCUGGUGGUCAACAGCCCCAUGUGGCAAACGACCACUUGAAAUUUGGUGUUUGAGAUUGUGCUAUACACAUAAAAUACACAGCAGAUCUCAAAAGGCUUGGUACCAAAAAAGAACUUAAAAUAUUUCUUCAAUCUUUUAUAUUGAUCACAUGCCGAAAUGAUAGUAUUUUGUAUAUACUGAUUAAAUCAAAUAAUUAGUAAAUAUGAUUGAAGUUGUUUUCACCUAUUUUUGUCUUUUUAAAAUGUAGCCACUAACAAAUUUAAAUUAGAUGUGCGGCUGCAGCUGCACUUCUACUGGACAUGCCCCUCCAGACCUGCGUGAUGUGGGGCAGGCAGUGACAUCCCACAGGUAGGAAAGGCCACUCUGGGAGGCAUCUAAAUAGAAGCGACACAAAUGGUUUUGCUCAAUUCAAGAGCACAGUGCCUGCCAGAAAGCAGAUUUUUCUGCAUAAAAACCAGUAUAGACACGUAUGAUCUAUAAUUUUUUUUAAUAAAAAAAAAAACAUAAGCACAUGAGCCCCAAACUGUCACCUUUAGUCUUGCCUGGGAGCUGCUGUCUCUGCUUCUCUUUUUCUAGUAUCUGUCGGGUGCCAAGGGUAUUAGCACAUCAGGGUGUUCGGCAUACUUGUUUCAGUUUGGGUGACAUUCUCUUGUGGUUUUCCUCCCUGGGUAUUUUGUAGUCUGUUCCAAGCUGGCUGUGUGGAAUCCUGUGCCCUCCCUGUGCCACUCUCAGCCUUGGCAGAGGCUGAGCCUAUUUCCUGUGCCCACCUGCCCAGCAGGGUUUGAUGCUGGCUCCUCAAAGAGUUUGUACUUAUUUUAUUUUGCACUAGACACAGUUGUUGUUUAAACUAUAUAAAAUGUUUUGGGAGAAUAUUUGCCUGUGAUGAAAAGAGAGAUGGAUGAUUUAUUGCUUCAAUCAUUUUAAAUUAAAAGCUAUUCUCACAAUCUGAA